CAAAACAUGUCUGCCGAAAUUUUCUGCAUACCUGCGGCCCCUGCUUGAAGGUGAAAAUAUGCAGUCGAAGACACGACAACGCAUGACAGCACAAAUGAGGGACGACGUCAUUGCCUUUAUAGACGAGAACCACUUAAUUGAAAGCAACAACACUGCAAUCCGAAGGUGGGAGUAUCGAGCAUUUUGUGAGGCACUUAAUGAAGCAUAUCCAAAUAUGCAAUGGGAAACGGAACGAGCCAGGAAGGUUCAGAAACUUGACUGUGAACUUGGCUGGAGCACUUUCAUGCGGUCAGUAAGCACAACGAGAAAGACGAGGAAGCUACGGAUGAAAAAACGACAAGAGUUGUCUUCAGUGAGUGCGGACAAUGGUCCUGACAGGCCUGCAAUAUCAAGUGCUGAUGCAGAGUGCGAGCUCAAGACAAUCAGGGACGCCAUUUCACACCCAGCAAAUUUGGAUGUCAGCAGAAUAAAAGUCUUGCUGGAGGCAACGCUGGAAGCUCGGCGGAAAAGCCCGGAGAAUGAACUUCCUGUGUACUUUCUAAACCCAGACGUGCUUGCACUUGAGGCCGAACUGAGAUUUGAAGCUUCGUUUGAAGACAUGCUAGCCAAGCUUCAACAUGUUCGAAAGAAGCUGGGUCGAACAAGCUUCAUCGAGAUUGACGAGUACCUUCGGCCAAAAAAAGCUGAAUUUUCCCUGAUCUCAUUGCCGGUGCCACCAGAGAGGCGGAUGCGCGGAGACCCGAGCCAUCGGCUGGUGAUGCAUGGAACCCAGUAG
Molecule: messenger RNA, 775 nt
Organism: Dermacentor andersoni
Lineage: Eukaryota; Metazoa; Arthropoda; Arachnida; Ixodida; Ixodidae
Source: RefSeq, a predicted model, not a curated record